AAUAAAUCAAUUAUUACGUAUUGUAAACAACAAAACAACUAAAACAUUGCCCACAAUGUUAUACCUGAGCGCAGGCCUACUGUUAAGCUUAUGCCUGACUAUCGGUGCCGAAACGGUGGACGUGAAGACCAGCUCCGGGACAGUCAGGGGUCAGACAAUCGUCGAGAUGGAGAAAAGGCUGAACGUAUUUCUGGGCGUACCGUUCGCUGAGCCCCCGGUGGGUGCCCUCCGUUUCGCCCGACCCCAUCCCAUCACUACACCCGCGCCGGACAUUAUAGACGCGACUGCAAAGAAAACCUCGUGUUUUGGUGGCGACCAACCGGUCAGCGAGAACUGCCUAUACGUUAACAUAUGGGCCCCGCAUAACACUACUGGUGCCCUAAAGCCGGUAAUGUUUUGGAUAUAUGGGGGCGGAUUUAGGGGCGGAUCGAUAUUCUCGGACAUGUAUAACGGCAAGUCGUUGGCCGCGUAUGAUGUGGUGUAUGUGUCGGUUGACUACCGGUUGGGCUCUUUGGGCUUUCUCUAUGGCGGCGAUGACGUCGAGGCGCCCGGAAAUCUCGGUCUAUUAGACCAACUCGAGGGACUUAAAUGGGUCCGGGAAAACAUUGACCAGUUUGGCGGCGAUAAGGAUAAGAUCACAAUAUUUGGUGAAUCGGCCGGCAGUAUGUCUGUGUCGGCGCUGGUGUUGUCCCCACUCGCCAGAGGGCUAUUCAAACGGGCGAUCCUCGAGUCGGGCGCUGCGCUCAACGCCCGCGCGAGUGGACACACAAAGGCGGCCGCUUUGGCCGACGCCAAACAGAUGGCCAAACACUUUCAGUGUCCCGACGAUAACGCUUGGUUAGACUGUGUGCGCAAAGUGGCCCCCGCGGACAUUCACGGCUACACCGCGCUUAGAGUGGGCCCAAUCGUGGGCACAGAAUAUAUGCCACUGUCCGCCCAGGAGGCGUUCGAGCAAGGCAAAUUUAACUCAGUGGGUAAGUUUUAA
This is a messenger RNA of Medioppia subpectinata, 985 nucleotides long. The record is from the annotation of a GenBank genome assembly. NCBI's taxonomy places the organism in Eukaryota, Metazoa, Arthropoda, Arachnida, Sarcoptiformes, Oppiidae.